AUGAGGGUAUUAUUACAAGCCUUAAUCGAUGGCCCCUUGGAGCUCUCGGAAUACUUGAUGAUGGCUUUAUUAUACGUAAUAGACACACCUGAUUCCAGAGAUUGCAUAAGACCUGGUGUCGAUUUGGAGGGAAUUAUGCUUGAUAUGUUUUUCAACAUUUUUCGGAUUAAAGCGCCAGAUUGGUAUCCGAGUUUUUUAUCGGGAAAAAGGCUUACUGUUUAUGGAUUAUUGUCCCCCGAAGGAAAUGAUGGCAAAUUACAAUCAGACUCAUUAAAAUCCCAGGACAGACUAAAUCUAUUGGAUCAUCAUUUGGUGAUAUUGUUGGAAAUAUUUAUAGACGCGGGGCUUCUCGACGCACUGGUUGAAAUAAUUGAAGACAAAAAUCAACAUAUUGCUCGUAGGGCAACUCUAUUUAUCGGGGAAAUACUUCAAAUGUCCAAUCGACUGUUAUCCGUGAAUCGAUCGAUAAAAAUACAGUCCCUUCCCAAGCUAUUUAACCUGGCGACUAAAUUUGACAAUGAAAUGCGAAGACGAAACGCACGUCAAGUUGAAAAUGUAAAAAUUAAAAUGGGCAUACAGAUCGAUGAUACUCACUUUAGAAACAUGUUGCUGGAAACUCAGGUUCUAAACACCAAGGAUUAUGCUAAAUGGAACUGGGAAACAUUGUUGGAAUUGUUGCAAGGUCCUUUAUUGAAUCCGAGGAGACUCGAAGAGGCAAUUAGAUCGAAGUUUAUGAAGCGACUUCUUGGAUUCUUUAGGCCAACCAGCCGAAGGUUUUCGGAAAUAGAAAAAAACCCUGAAAAUGAUCGUUAUAUACAAUUGGGGUGUACGCUCAUCACGACACUCUUGGCAAACACCGACGGUGUCAAAUAUUUGGAAAGUAAUAAAUUUCUAAGGCAGAUUGCUGAUGGUCUAAAUCAACUUGAUCCGAUUCAUGGAACUUUUGAAACCGAACCAUUAUUCUCCAAGGAAAGGAUAAAUAACACCUUGACCUCGGGGUAUUUUACCAUGAUAGGAGUUCUUAGCAAGUUCAAAGAUGGAAUCAAGCUAUUGGAAAAAUUCAAAAUCUUCAACACAUUCUACCACUUGAGUGAAUUAAGAAGUCGCGAAGAUUUAAUAAAGGCCAUCAUAACGAAUCUUGAUUAUAGCUUAGAUGCCCACCCCCGCAUCCUUAUUUCCAAGCGUGUUCGACUCUACGCCACGAAACACCUUGGAUUGAUCUUGCGAACCUCUGCAAAAAAAUUUAACGAAUGGGGGAUUCAGUUGCUUAUAACUCAGUUGUACGAUCCUGCGAUGGAAGUGUGCCAAAUGGCAGUACGUGUGUUGGAAGAAACAUGUAAUCACAAAGAAAACAUCGAAUUGCUCGUGAAAUUGCGACCUAGUUUGGAUAACCUGGGAGAAGUGGGUAACCCCUUAUUGCUUAGAUUCUUAUCGACUUCCAUCGGAUUCAAAUAUCUUUCCGAGUCCAAUUAUGUGGAAAAAGAGAUGGAUGAUUGGUUCCAGAGCCGCAAUCAAUAUUACGUGACCCAAUUGGAAGUGUCCUUGGCGAAUGCAUUAAAACUUGAUGGUGAUGAAGGGCGCGGAGAGGAUGAUGAUAAGGAUGUUAAAAUUUUUGAUGGAAUGUCUCCGGCACACUUCUAUGGGGAACUCACAAAAACUGAGGAAGGUUGUCAAUUGCUGAGAGAAAAGGAACAUUUUCGUGAAUUCGCAAAUUUCAUAAGGGAUCAUGGGAUGGAACGGCGUGACAUGGCUAUAAUCUCAAAAUUAAAAUCAAUUCUCUGGGCUGUGGGUAAUAUUGGGGCAUCCAAAAGUGGGCUGCAAUUUUUGGAAGAAGAAAAUAUUGUGAAAGAUAUUGUUUCCAUUUCGGAAAACUCGGCGGUUCUUUCAUUAAAAGGGACAUGCUUCUUUGUGUUGGGUUUGAUUGCGAAAACUGCGUCUGGUGUCAAAAUCCUGGAAGAUUUAAAGUGGGAGUGUGUAUAUGAUCCACAUACAGAGAUAGGAACCGGCUUAUGUUGUCCUAUGAAUUCUGAGGCAUUUCUUUCUUUCCCAAAGUGGACCUACAAGGGAUUUGAAUAUGUACAUGAUCUGCCUGUGAAUUCUAUAACUCCUAGUUCACACAUUGAAAGGGAUUUGUUGAAGGCAAUGGCAAACUUGACUAACAGGAUAUUAUCAAGCAAUGGCUCAAAAAGUUUGUCCAAGAUAAGAUCUCAACAUCCAGAAAUAUUCAAACAAUUAGGACCGUAUUACAAGGUGACCCAAAUGUUGGCAUCAUACCAUUAUAGAUUACCGACGCGGCGUCAUGUUAGCGAAUUAUUCGAUGUAGAUUUUACAGCAGCGAUACUUGAUCAACUCGACAAACUCGCAGUGGCACAAAAUCGUGUCAAUGGGGCAAACGGAACUUCAGAUGAAGCAGCUGAUGAAGAAGAGGAUAGUCAGCUUAAUCAACAGAGAAUUAAAAAUUUCACAAGAGUUCAUCGUGGUAGCGAUGGUGUUGUGGCCAUAAUCUCUGAAGACCAGACAGAUUUGAUGGCAGAAAUUGUCCCAAAGCUAGAAUUACAACCACUCAAG
Molecule: messenger RNA, 2568 nt
Organism: Acaulospora colombiana
Lineage: Eukaryota; Fungi; Glomeromycota; Glomeromycetes; Diversisporales; Acaulosporaceae
Source: the annotation of a GenBank genome assembly